CACCAUACCGGAAGAGGUCCAACCAAACCAAUGUUCAGUGUCAGCAGCAUUUGCUGCAGUGCCUUACUCUGCGAAUAAAGCUGAAGUCAGUGUGAUACCAGUCUUUCAAAAUGGUCCAUUACGAAGAAGUAAAUGUGCACGGCUAUGAGGAGUUCUGCAAGGCUGUGUCUGACAGAAAAGGGAAGGAAAUCUUUGCUUAUUUUUCGGGAACCAAAGACGAUAAAGGAACGAGCUGGUGUCCAGAUUGCGUUACAGCUGAGCCAAUUGUAAGAGGAGAGAUGAGUCACCUUCCUGACGGAUCUGUUUUCAUCUACUGUCAAGUCGGAGAAAGAGCUUAUUGGAAGGAUCCAAAUAAUGAAUUCAAAAAGACGCUGAAAUUGAGCGGAGUCCCCACUUUGCUGCGAUAUGGCACUCCUCAGAAACUGGUGGAGGAAGAGUGCUUCAAAGCAGAGCUGGUGAAGAUGCUGUUCACCGAAGACUGAAGAGUCCUUUGGCUGUUCAGACCACACAUGAAGACUUUAAAGUUUUGGUUAAUGAUAAACACAACUAUGUUUACAUUCUUCAGUUCCAGAACAUUUUUAACUAUGUGAUCCCUCUUUCUUUAGAUAACCAUUAUCCAUGAUAACCCAAAAAAUGUCAAUUAGAUUUGUACACUCUUUGUACAAUAGAUCUGUGCUCCAAUGCAGUCUGCUCUGAAUAAAGUAGGAUUGAUAAUCA
Oryzias latipes (Japanese medaka) is the source of this 717-nucleotide messenger RNA. RefSeq names its product thioredoxin domain containing 17 (gene txndc17). Gene Ontology annotation, cellular component: cytosol. Lineage: Eukaryota; Metazoa; Chordata; Actinopteri; Beloniformes; Adrianichthyidae. Gene Ontology annotation, molecular function: protein-disulfide reductase [NAD(P)H] activity. The record is from RefSeq and is a predicted model, not a curated record.